AAAUUUUAACAUCCUUGGCGUCAACUAAUUUAUUUCAUUACUUCGAGCAAUAUUCGUUUCUUACUGGAUCAAACUUUCACAUAAUUUUUUUUACCAAAACAAACUAAGAAAAUCAAGUUUUCAUAUUUACGCCAAGACUUGAAAAAAAAUUAAUUAUAUAUGUUUAUAAAACAAAAAGGAAACUGUUUAAAAAUUGGCGAAAGCAUCGAACGAGUUGCAACUGUCUAUAUGUAUGUAUGUGUGUAGGUUUUUGUUUAAUAAAAGGAAUAUCUAUAUGUAUGUAUGUAAUUGUGCGUUAUGCAAUCGUAUUGGUAUGUGAUAUAAAAAUAACAAAAAUAUAUUACUUAAACUUUUUUCUCUUCAAUACAAACAUAACAAAUCCAUUUGAAUGAUAAUUUAUUGUGUUGACUAGUGACUGAUGUACCUCUCGUUCCACUUGUCCUUUUUAUUUUCAUUAAUGAGCUCACAAAGCAAAACGCAAACAAGCAACAACAAAAAGUCAUAUGGAAUUUAGCAGUAUAUACGUAUUUGAGCACACACACGCGCAGACACAUAAAUAUAUGCUAAAGUUUAUGCAAAACAAUUGUGAUAAUAUGCGAAUAACUAAAUUUUGUAGCUUUCCUUCGGCCGUGGGACUAAUGAAAUUUUAACGUAGUAACAAAAUUACCUGUUUGGAAAAAAAGUUCAAGAAAAAAGUAUAAAUUAAAAAAACGUAUAUGAGAAGAGUGCAUAUUUACUCAAAUUUUACGAGAGUUACUUAACGCAUAAUCGAGUAAAAGUGAAAAUGUGAAAAUUAGAAACAAAAAACUAUAAUUUGGUGCUUGGCUCACAAUUACGAAGCGUUCUCCAUGCAAAGCGGUGGCGUAGUGGCGCUAAGAGCACACAACUUGUCUUACUAUAUAUGCAUAUAUACAUGUUUAGCUUUGUAUGUGCAUAAUGUGUAAAUGUGUGUAUUGGCCGAUUGAAAAAAGCAAAAAGCAAUAAGCAAACACAAAAGACACAAUAUUUACACGCUUAAGCAUAUAUAGACAUCAAGCAUAUAAACAAAGAACUCACCAACAUCAUCAUUAGCCAUUUAAUUAUUAAAAACAACAAAAACUGGAAGAAUUUCAACGGCAAAAUGGUUUUUAUGCCUCAUCAUGCAUACAUACAUACAUAUAACGGUCAUACGUGACAUACAUAGAUACAACAAUCAUAUGUAUAUAUAUCAUAUCCAUCAUUUGUCCGUUGCAUAAUCAUCAACGCCACAAACGUCCAUACACAAUUGGUACAUUUUAAAGCGUCAAAGCAAGUGACUCACAUACAUACAUACAGUUAUGGAUAUGUAUCCCAUACUCGGCAGCCUUCUGGGCGUUGAUACAAGCGUGAGCGCCUCCGGCCCCGCGCUGCCCGGCACUUCUGCAUCCAUCACCGCCCGCCGCCAGGAGCCGCCAGCCAAUGAUUUAUACGCUUUAUUGAAUAAUAAUAGUAGCGGCGCGGCGUCGCUUCUGCAGCGUGAGAGUUUCAUGCAGUGCAAGCAUUGUAACCGUUAUUAUAAGACGCAUCAGAAGCUGCAGGAGCAUGUGCGCAAGUACUGUCUCAAGAAGAAGAAAUACCAAUGUAUUUCGUGUGAGUAUCGGUCGCGUCGCAAGGAUCACGUGUUACGUCAUGCGAAGCGCAAGCAUUGCGAGCUGUAUGCGGCGUCACGUGACAAUGAGGAAAGUCUCUAUGAGAUACGCACAGAAGAGGAGGGUGACGAUCAAGCGCGCUAUGAGGAGCAUACGGUGGACUAUGAUGGUGGCUAUGGUGAUGGUGAUGUUGAGGGUAUGCCGGUUAGCGCCUUUCUCGAUGUGGGACAUUUUGGCUUCGGUCUGGGCAGCAGAGAUCUGACCAUAACCGCUGUGCCCAUUUUGCAAGACAGUGAUGAUGAUGACGAUGAUAACUAUGAUGAUGAAGAUGAUUGAGCGUAUAAGCGGCGUUAAGAAGCAGGGAUUAUUAGUGAAAUGCAUAUUUUUUGAAAAUAUGUAGUGCAGUUUUAUGCGCUCACACUUAUUUUGACAUGAAUUUGGACUUGCAGUCUUUUAAGUUCUUGUUAUUAAUCUUAUUAGUGUGCCACAAGUUUGUAAGUGUAAAUAAUUCACGCAUAUUUCAAGUAAGUACAGUGAAAACUCGAUGUAAUGAAUACAGUGAAGUAAAACUAUAAAUUAGACAAAAUUUGCAAUAAAACCUAUAAUAUCAAAAUUUUGAUUAAUAUGUCUUUAUGUCUAACCUCUUGUUUAGCAGUGUAAAUCUAAAAACAACCGAUUUAAAUUGAAAAUUUUGGAAAAACUUUUUGCAAAAAAAAAUGUAUGAAAAAAAUAAAAUGUAACUGGUGCUCCUAAAAAACUUAUUGUUAAAAAAUUAAUUUUUUAGACACGCAUAUAAAAAUUUGAAAAUUAAAGCCAACCUAUAUUAGUAUUUAAUAUAUUUAGUAAUUUUGGCACUAACUAAAAAAUACAGCUUCCUUUUUUUUAAUAUUUAAUAUUGUUUUUAAAAAUUGGUUUAAAAAAACUAUCAUACCCUAUUGCAACAUGUGGAAGAGUAUAAAAUUAAUUUUCAAUUUAUUUUUUAUAAUAAUUAUUCUUAAUUAAUUUUCGGUUAUCUUAAACAUAUUUUUUUUAAUAGUUUAAUUUUUAAAAAUUAAAUGUUAAAUUUCUGAAGGGAAAAAAAUUAUUAGGAAAAAUUUUGGUAAACGGUUGUGGUUUUUUUUUUAUUGAAUGUAAUAUAAUAUUAAUAUAAAUUAAUAUAGAAAAUAAAUAACUAUUUUUAGUUAGUUUUUACAUUCCGUUUUUAAGAACUUUAUAUUUAAAAAUUUAAUAACAAAUUUCUGGAGAAAAAAAAUUAAUUAUUAGGAAGAAUUUUGGAAAAAAACACUUGUUAAAGAUUAGAUGUAUUUUUAAAGCAAUAAGUUGUGGUUUUCUUUCAUAAAGAUAAAAUUUCAAAAUAAGUUCGUCAUAUCGAGGUUUCAUUGUAAAUACUUGGUGCAACUGCAGAGUAGCGAGGCAUAACAGUUAAACUUGAGUUAUGAUUCCGUUCAGCUGUUGCUAAAAGUGUAUUAAAUUGGUAAUUAUUUGACAGUAAUUCCAAAAGUCGAAAAACAACACUGUAUGCAUUUUCACGAACUGCGCUUCAAAUACUUUUGCAGAAAUUAAUAUUAGUUAUGAUGCUUUGAAGCCGCUGCUAUGUACAUUUUACGUUUUGAAAUUGGUAUAUAACCUCAACCUUUUAUAUACAAAACUUGUGUUGUUUAAAGAAAAAGCUUAAAAUCAAAUUUUUACAACCACUUAAAAUUUUUUGGUAAUAUAAGAUCUCAAAAAUUGAGAUUUUCAAGUAGAAAACAAAAAAAUAAAUGCAAAUUUCUCUUAGUAAAAUAUAAAAAAACGCUUUAUUUGCGAUUAUUUCAACACUAUUAAGGCAAAGCUUGUGAAAGCGCUUUUGAACCAAUGCUAAGCUACUGUUCUCUUCGUAUAUAUUUCGAAUAAGUUGUUACUGCACUGUCACUAAAUAUAGUUUAAUUUUUUUAAAUACAA
Molecule: messenger RNA, 3548 nt
Organism: Bactrocera oleae (olive fruit fly)
Lineage: Eukaryota; Metazoa; Arthropoda; Insecta; Diptera; Tephritidae
Source: RefSeq, a predicted model, not a curated record